UCAGAGGGUCUAUCACAAGUCUCAGACCUUUAGGGUUCCAAUAGAGUGUCCCCAGUUCCUGACACUGGGAACCCAAGGACCCUUGGAUCCAUUCACUGCUGUCCCCAGGAGUCCAUCAAACACCCCAUGCCAGUCAGGAUGCAGAAGAAUGUGGAACACUGCUGUUACCUCAGCCUUUGUUUUCCAGGUGACAUUCUGGAGAUGAUGUCUCGAGGCUGGAAGUACUUCGGGGGGAACUUCUAUUACUUUUCACACAUCGCAAAGUCCUGGUACAGCGCAGAACAGUUCUGCAUUUCUAAGGAAGCUCAUCUGACCUCAGUGACCUCAGAAUCAGAGCAAGAGUUUCUCUACAAGGCAGCAAAUGGGCUUCCACUCUGGAUUGGUCUCACCAAGGCAGGGAAUGAAGGGGACUGGUACUGGGUGGAUAAGACCUCAUUCAACAUGGAGGAAAGUAGAAGCACAGUGGCAGCUGGGGUGGACACCCAGCUAACUGCUGCUGCUUAUUGGGUGGUACCUGGGGCCAGUUGGGAACCUGAUGUCCUGUGGUCUUGGCAGCAAGAUGUUCUGCCCAGCUUGGUGAUCCCGCUUGAGGAGAUGCUCUCCCUGACACAUCAAGAUUGCUCUGCACCUUAA
Messenger RNA from Peromyscus leucopus (white-footed mouse), 633 nucleotides. Its product is annotated as C-type lectin domain family 4 member K-like. The coding region runs from base 127 to 633 and encodes 168 amino acids. NCBI's taxonomy places the organism in Eukaryota, Metazoa, Chordata, Mammalia, Rodentia, Cricetidae. Gene Ontology annotation, cellular component: external side of plasma membrane. The record is from RefSeq and is a predicted model, not a curated record. The transcript has 4 exons. Gene Ontology annotation, biological process: biological process involved in interspecies interaction between organisms. Gene Ontology annotation, molecular function: carbohydrate binding.